Messenger RNA from Arachis ipaensis, 591 nucleotides. Lineage: Eukaryota; Viridiplantae; Streptophyta; Magnoliopsida; Fabales; Fabaceae. The record is from RefSeq and is a predicted model, not a curated record.
AGAGAUCGAGAAGGGGAGAUGGAGAAGUCGGGAGUCGGGGAGUAAGGGAAUAGGAGGAAGACGCUGGGAUGAUCAAGAAGGCUUCGACUUCGUCAUCCUCGUGCAUCCGUCGCUGCUACCAUCAUCGAUCAGAGCUGCUGCGCGUGGAGAGAAGGGGAGACGAUGUCGCUGUCGCUGUCUCUGUUUGGGAUAGCCGCCGCCGUUCAAGUCACUACAGGAGGAGAACGCCACCGCGUGAAGCGAGGUGAUGAGCGAAGUAGAACACGACGACUAGGAGGAGGCAGCACCGCUGCCGUUGCUACUAGGGUUUGUCUUUGGAAUUCCUGGUCGCCGCUAUCAUUGCGCCUCAUCGCUAGAGAAGACAAACUGUUGCACUAUCUUCUUCAUUUUGACUCUGAUCCUCCAUUCAUAAUCCUUGUUGCUGUGUUCUGCUGGAGCUGUCAAAAUUGUUGUUGUUGGAGUGUGAUCAUGGUUGAUGCUGCUGCCGCAUCCCAAUAAUGUUGGAAUUUUUGCUGCUGCUAUGAAUUCAAAAAGAGCAGGUUUAUCGUGGUUAAUUCCUUCCGAUUUAGCUAAUCGAGGUAGGGGGUUUAA